This is a messenger RNA of Anguilla rostrata (American eel), 2121 nucleotides long. RefSeq names its product phosphoglycerate mutase 1b (gene pgam1b). Gene Ontology annotation, biological process: glycolytic process. The transcript is spliced from 4 exons. Bases 140 to 904 code for a protein of 254 amino acids. NCBI's taxonomy places the organism in Eukaryota, Metazoa, Chordata, Actinopteri, Anguilliformes, Anguillidae. Gene Ontology annotation, molecular function: intramolecular phosphotransferase activity. The record is from RefSeq and is a predicted model, not a curated record.
GAAAAGAGGUUCGCCUUUUCUGUCCCGGAGGAGUCAAGCUGCGGGCUUCAUCAUCACCCCGAACAUUUUGUUACAAUUAAAGAGGGGCGUUAUAUUUUUCAGGCUUCAGAAAUACAGCAGGAACAGCGAACUCAUCGGAAUGGCCGCGUAUAAACUGGUGCUCAUCCGUCACGGGGAGAGCAGCUGGAAUCAGGAGAACCGCUUCUGCGGAUGGUUUGACGCAGAUCUGAGCGAGACCGGGGUUCGUGAGGCGAAGAGAGGAGGGGAAGCACUGAAAGAUGCCGGCUAUGAGUUUGACGUCUGCUACACCUCCGUGCUGAAGAGGGCCAUCCGCACUCUGUGGAUUGUGCUGGACAACAUCGACCAGAUGUGGCUGCCCGUGCACCGGACCUGGAGGCUGAACGAGAGGCACUACGGGGGCCUGACCGGGCUCAACAAGGCCGAGACGGCCGCCAAGCACGGGGAGGCGCAGGUCAAGAUCUGGAGGCGGUCCUACGACACCCCCCCGCCCACCAUGGAUCCUGACCACGACUACUAUACCAACAUAAGCAAGGACCGUCGCUAUGCCGACCUGACGGAGGAACAGCUGCCCUCUUGUGAGAGCCUUAAGGACACCAUCGCCCGUGCCUUGCCCUUCUGGAAUGAGGAGAUCGUCCCGCAGAUCAAAGAGGGGAAGAGAGUCCUGAUUGCUGCUCAUGGGAACAGUCUGAGGGGCAUCGUCAAACAUCUGGAGGGCAUGUCGGAAGAGGCCAUCAUGGAGCUGAACCUCCCCACGGGAAUCCCCAUCCUGUACGAGCUGGACAAGAACCUGAAGCCGGUCAAGCCCAUGCAGUUCCUGGGAGACGAGGAGACCGUGCGCAAGGCAAUGGAGGCCGUUGCUGCUCAGGGCAAAGCCAAGAAGUAGAAGGCUUCCCCUGUCUGAGAACCCUAGAGGCAGGGCGGAGCAGUGGGGGGGUGGGGGGGGGGGUGGAGGAUGAGAGGGCAGCACUCUACAGCUCUCACUCAUAGGGAUUCACACUCGCUCUGCACACACACACCGCACACAUACUCUACACAUGCUAACACAAUGUAGCGCUUCUCUCCUAGGUCACUAUCUACUUACGCAUAGAAAGGGUUAUCCGUAUUAUACACUGGACAUGAAUAGUAUAAAGUAAGUGUGAAUAUUCGUAGGCCAGAGCAGAGAUUAGGGACCGUACUCAAAAUGAGACGGAUCCAUUUCACAAUCUGAGGUCGUGCUCGAAUGACAUUUCUUCCCCCACAUUCCUCCUUGCACUUUCAGCCCACAACCUUUAUUGAAUUUCGGUAUUUAUUUUACUGUUUCGUACUUUUGUGUCAUACUGAGGACCGUAGAGAAUGUUUGCAUGUAACAUACACUUGAAAUUUUAAACUCAAAGUGGACUGUGGAUUACAAAAGGGAAAUUUUGACAUGAAAAUGUAAUUUAGUUGGAAAGCAAAGGCAUUAUUUGCUGUGUCAGAGCACAUGGAAAUUACAACAGUGAUUGCAGUCCCUGUUUUUUUUUUUCUUGUUUAGAAUGUUUAGGUGUGUGAUUUCUAAAUGAGAUUGCACAUGGGUGUCCUACUGUAUUUUUCUGACCUACCUGGUGCACAUAGCGACACUUUAUUCAGCAGAGUUGUCUUUCCUCGCUUUUUUUGUAUUGCACAUUCCAGAGCUUCAAGACAGGGAAGAGGAAAACUGUCUUUUGUCAAUCAUGUGACCACAAUCAUAGAGCCAGUUACACCCAGAAAGGGCAUUGGCUUUUAUCCCCUUUGAGAGCUGUGGCAAAGACACCCCUCUAAUCCCCUUUUCCCCUGUGCUAAUACAUACUGUACCUCUGUGUUGCGAUUUGUUUUGUGUGUCAGUAUGUCACACCUUGUUACUGUGGGCUUGUUGAAGCUGAUUUCGCAGUGUAUAGAGUGUCUGCAUGAGAUUUUCUGUAUUAAGUUAGUGUCACGUGAGAGAUCUCCACACACUGUUCCGGAAUUCAUCCAGUCAUCGUUGACUGCCCUUGUACUGCAUGAAACCUGUAUGAGCACUGAUACGCCAGAUGCCCCUCUCAAAAGAUUGUCCAGCAAAAGGUUUAACAAGACUGAUGUAGAGAUUAAAGUGUUUUAAACCUUAAA